UGCGUCUGCCCUAAGGACAACAACCGGGACAGCGGGGUGCUGAUCAACGUCUUCCCCGGGUACCAGUGCGCGUACCCUACCGGCGCCUGCACCUGGUCCGACACCACCGGGCAGCUCCAGAACACGGAUCAGACCAACUGCCCCGCCGACGCGCCGUGCCCCGCAUCGGGCUGCGUCUGCCCCGCGGACAACAACGGCGACAAGGGCGUGCUCAUCAACAACUUCUCCGGAUACCAGUGCGCGUACCCGAACGGCGCCUGCACCUGGGACUUUGACGGAAACCUGCAGAAUACGAUGCAGACCAACUGCCCCUCGCACGAGGUGUGC
Punctularia strigosozonata HHB-11173 SS5 is the source of this 327-nucleotide messenger RNA. RefSeq lists its product as uncharacterized. The annotation marks the transcript as partial. The transcript is spliced from 3 exons. The record is from RefSeq and is a predicted model, not a curated record. Lineage: Eukaryota; Fungi; Basidiomycota; Agaricomycetes; Corticiales; Punctulariaceae.